AUGCUGCCCUCUUGUCGGCUGCGGCGGCCGACAAGCUAUGGAACUCAGACCCACAGAGAGAAGCGAAGCUCCAACUUUCCCUACGCGACAGAUAUCGUCCGCAAGCUCAACGAGGCUCCCCUGCAGCUCUUGGCGCACGAGGUGGCGAGCCAGGCCCAGCCGCCUUCUGACCUGAAGGACCGACUUCUGCCUGUUGGCUUCACCACGAUCUUCGACUACCUUUUUCUGCUCAGAGAGGCGUGUCAAGCCUUGGCGCCAGCAGGACCGGCUGGGCUGGUACUACUUGCGGCAGCCGUCUCGGACUUCUAUGUGCCUGAGGCGGAGAUGGCCACGGAGAAGAUUCAGAGUCGGGCGCACGAUGGGCUCACUGUACAGCUGCGGAACGUGCCAAAGAUGCUCGGUGCAGUUCGUGAGUGGGCUCCCAAGGCUUUCGUGCUGUCUUUCAAGCUAGAGACGAACCCAAACAUCCUCCUUGCCAAAGCUGCCGGAGCAUUGAAGAAGUACAAAGUUGAUGCGGUGUGCUCCAACGUGCUGCAUACCAUACGCGACUGGGUCACCAUCGUGGAGCCGGACCCCGUCGUGGGCACAGGAGACGACGGAGAUCCAGGCUCGGACACGCUGGAUAAAUUGCUUACUGAGAAUUAG
This is a messenger RNA of Symbiodinium natans, 645 nucleotides long. Lineage: Eukaryota; Dinophyceae; Suessiales; Symbiodiniaceae. The record is from the annotation of a GenBank genome assembly.